UCUCAGCUUCUUCUUCUUCAUCUUCUUGUCAUCAUCUUCUUACUACCAAGCAAGGGGUUGAAGAUAUCAAUGGCCUCAGUCCUUGCAAGAAGGCUAGAAGGAAAGGUUGCGCUCAUCACCGGCGCCGCCAGCGGCAUCGGCGAGAAGGCAGCGAGGCUGUUUUCCCGGCAUGGAGCUAAGGUGGUGAUAGCGGACAUUCAAGAUGAUUUAGCGCAAAAAGUUUGCGACGAAUUGGACACCGCGUCGUCGGCCACCUUUGUCCGCUGCGACGUGACGAAGGAAUCCGACGUUGAAAACGCCGUCAACGCCGCCGUUUCAAAAUUCGGCAAGCUCGACAUCAUGUACAACAACGCCGGAAUCACGGGACUGAACCGACCCAGCAUCCUGGGCGACGAGAAAUCCAACUUCGAGCGCGUCGUCGGCGUAAACCUCGUCGGCGCGUUUCUGGGAACCAAACACGCCGCGCGCGUGAUGGUCCCGAACCGACGCGGCAGCAUAAUUACCACAGCGAGCGUGUGCGCCGUGACCGGCGGCGUGGCGUCGCACGCGUACACGAGCUCGAAGCACGGCGUGCUGGGGCUUACGAGGAACACGGCGAUUGACCUGGGGCGGUACGGAGUUCGAGUCAACUGCGUGUCGCCGCACUUGGUGGCGACGACGCCGUUGGCGAAGGGUUUCUUUGACAUGACGGAUGAGGAUGAAAUGGGGAAGGCUUAUUCCGCGUUCAAAGUGGAGGAGCUGACGGCGGAGGAUGUGGCGGCGGCGGCUCUUUUCUUGGCGAGUGAUGAAUCGAGGUAUUUGAAUGGGGAAAACAUUGUUGUUGAUGAGGGAUUUACGAUUGUCAAUCCAAAUUUAUGUAUUUACAAAUAAAUAGACACUUUGAUGUGGUGUCUAUUCGUUUUAUUUCUGGAUUAAUGAAUAAGUUGGCUAUGCUUUUAUUAGGGCUGUCUGUUCUCAAA
Messenger RNA from Ipomoea nil (Japanese morning glory), 959 nucleotides. Its product is annotated as secoisolariciresinol dehydrogenase-like. The coding region runs from base 70 to 870 and encodes 266 amino acids. Gene Ontology annotation, molecular function: oxidoreductase activity. The record is from RefSeq and is a predicted model, not a curated record. The transcript is spliced from 3 exons. Lineage: Eukaryota; Viridiplantae; Streptophyta; Magnoliopsida; Solanales; Convolvulaceae.